CGUGUGUUUGUGUGAAUGUGUGGGUGUUUGACUAACUUAGAGAAGCUGUGAGGAGAUGAGUUUCAGUUAUCAGUGGAGGAUCUAUGUGAAGAUGAAGCUCCUGCUCAGCAGUCUGCUACUCGCCUCUCUCUGUGCCCUCUCAUCUUGGAGUGUUUCAUCAGACACACUUGUUGUUACCCAGGAUCCUGAUGUCUCUAUCAUGGAGGUGGGGGGGGCAGUCAACAUCACCUGCUGCUGGACAAGCCAGCAUCUACGAGUGGGAGUAAAAUGGCUGAAGAAUCCUAUAAAUGAGACAAUUCAGACUGGAAUGUUCAAGCCUCAAGGAUCUCUGCUAAACAAAGCAUCUGACUGCUCACACUUGAUCCUUACAAAUCUCACAAGAGAGGAUUCUGGGAGAUACAUCUGCAAGGUGUCCGUGGACAUACCAUUUUUAAAUGUGGUUUCUGGAAAUGGUACGGUCAUCAUAGUUAUAAAUAACAACAGCACAAAGGACAACAAUACAAGAGAUCCAAACACAAAUCCUCUACUCAUUCCCCUGGCUGUGGUGGUUCCACUGCUGCUCAUCCCUCUCGUUUGUUUCUGCGCUCUGCGUAGGAUUAAAGGUUCCCAAGCAGCCAGGGUGAUCUACGAGGUUCCCCACAUUGACUCGGAGGAGGUAGAAAUGGACAAACACAGCACCGGCUCCUCCAGAGGAUCUUCUCAGUGGUGUCAGGUACCAGUGUAUGAAUCCUUUGAUUACUUUGAACGUGUCCAGACCAAAGAAAGCGACUGAAGAUCUAUCUGCUGAGUGGCAUUUUCCUCAUGUUCCAGUAUUUUCUAUCUUCACUUUUUAGCCUGAAUAUAUCCACAGUAGUGUAUCCAUUUACCUGACUUAUGUAAAUGAUUUCAGAUGAUGUAAAUAUUUUGUAUUUUUCUACAAACUCUAUAAAGUCUUAUCCGUCUUUGU
Molecule: messenger RNA, 946 nt
Organism: Etheostoma cragini (Arkansas darter)
Lineage: Eukaryota; Metazoa; Chordata; Actinopteri; Perciformes; Percidae
Exons: 5
Coding region: 56-772 (238 amino acids)
Biological process (GO): B cell differentiation; adaptive immune response; B cell receptor signaling pathway
Cellular component (GO): membrane; B cell receptor complex; external side of plasma membrane
Molecular function (GO): signaling receptor activity
Source: RefSeq, a predicted model, not a curated record